AUGGACGAUCGACUUAAGGUUAUGAUUGCAGGAACUAUGAAGGUUCUAGGCAAGCAGACCGACAAGAGCUGGAAAGCAGUUUUGUCUACCAUGAUGCAAAACGAGCUGCUUGAGCCAGAUGGUGCAGAAAUUGCUCGUGCUGAUAAAAUGAUUAAAGAGAGCGUCAAUGACUUUAAAAUUGAUGGCUCUGCCGAUGAAAACAUUGUCAGAGAGGCCAAGACCUGGUUUAUAAAUCUCAUCGCGGACGAUGACGUGAUUCAAAGCACUAAGAUCGACAUUAAUGUAAUGGCUCAGAUCGUAGCCCAAACCGGCGCUACAAUUGACAGCUUUGAGACAUUGUUCGCAAAGAACGAGCACCAUGAGAAGGAUUUAGUUGAUAUUGGGGUACUCCGUUUCCCGGAUUUUGAUCACCCUUUCUUUAAGUUGUAUCGAAUUAAGCUCGUUGCGUGGUCUGACUGUUCGCGCAUUCUGUUCCAUCAGGCGGACAAGAAUGGCAUCACAGGAGAGUUCAACUGCAGGAUCUUUCGUCCUCGAGCGAGUGUGAUUGAUGGCCUGACCGAUGCAGCUCGCCGGAAGGCUAUCAGUGCGGCGAACGCCAUGUUCGAUAAUUAG
Molecule: messenger RNA, 612 nt
Organism: Hirsutella rhossiliensis
Lineage: Eukaryota; Fungi; Ascomycota; Sordariomycetes; Hypocreales; Ophiocordycipitaceae
Exons: 4
Coding region: 1-612 (203 amino acids)
Source: RefSeq, a predicted model, not a curated record